AUGGUGAACGAGGCCAUGGACUCCACACAACGACACGCGGGCAGCUUCGAGCCUGCCGAGGGUGCCAAGGACGUGCCCCUCGACCCCAACUGCCCCGACGGCAAAGCGUUGAAGAUCAUACGUUGCCUUGAAGACAAGUUCAACGGUCUCGAGCUCAAACACAUCGCACGCAAGUACAACGAGGAGGCAAACGAGCUAGCCAAGAUUGCGUCUGGACGGACCACCAUUCCCCCAAACAUCUUCGCCCGCGACCUCGCCAAACCAUCUGUUGAUUUGAAGGACCCAGCGGGGGCUAGCGCCCCGACCGCCGAACCCUCGGGGGCUAUUGCCACCGAGCCCUCGGCCAAGGACCCCUCGGCGGAGGAGUCCGAGGCCAUGGAGACGGAGACUGAGAUCUCCUCGGCGGACGAGGCUGAAGCGAUGCAAAUUGACGAGGCCCCGCCUUCUCAAGACUGGGGCGACCAGUAUCUCAACUGGAUAAACCGAGGGGUGCUACCCUCGGAUCGCGCACAGGCGCGGCGCAUCGCCAAGCGGGCCAAGUCUUUUAUCGUGAUCGAUGAUGAGCUGUACAAGCGCAGCCCCUUAGGCAUCUUGCAACACUGCAUCACCAUCCCCGAGGGCAGGGAACUACUCUGGGACAUCCACGCCGGAAUCUGUGGCCACCACACGGCGCCGCGCACCCUCCUCAUGGGCAAUGCGUUCAGGCAGAAAUUUAUCUAA
This is a messenger RNA of Panicum virgatum (switchgrass), 720 nucleotides long. RefSeq lists its product as uncharacterized. Lineage: Eukaryota; Viridiplantae; Streptophyta; Magnoliopsida; Poales; Poaceae. The transcript has 3 exons. The coding region runs from base 1 to 720 and encodes 239 amino acids. The record is from RefSeq and is a predicted model, not a curated record.